This is a messenger RNA of Closterium sp. Naga37s-1, 1515 nucleotides long. Lineage: Eukaryota; Viridiplantae; Streptophyta; Zygnematophyceae; Desmidiales; Closteriaceae. The record is from the annotation of a GenBank genome assembly.
AUGGGGCUUGUGUGGAGGGCCGCGAAGAUGCUUGAUGCGUCAUGGCACGUGGCUUGGGCCGCUGGUACUGAGCUGGCGUUCAUUCACGCCAGCAGCAGCACGGUGGGGUACCGACCGCAUGUGCGCUCCACCACGCUCGCCCAUCUCAUUGCCACCAACGGCGCUCCACUCAUGCUCCCCAUCCUCCCCAUUCGAGAUCGCAUCCGAGACAAGGUGGAGGAGGCGUUUGGCAUGCAGCUGGGGCUGCUGGUGGAGUUCACGGGGAUCAUCAGCUGGCUGCCUGGCGCCACCAUUGGCUGGCAUGCUGAUGACAACAGGCCCUACCUCAAGCAACGCAAAUUCGCUGCAGUGUGUUAUCUGAACGAGUAUGACAAGGACUUCGAUGGAGGCCUUUUCAGGUUUCGACAGGGUCAUCCUCACACUGUCACUCCCAAGCCCGGGCGACUGGUGGCAUACUCGGCUUCAGGGGAGAAUGAGCAUUGCCUUGAUCCUGUGAUUCGGGGUCAACGCCUCACCCUAACUCUCUGGUUCACACUCAACCCGUCACACAGCGAAGACCCCUCCCUCCUCACCCUCCUCUCUCGCAUCCCCCUCUCCCUCCGCCCUCCCUUCCCUCGCAUUACCCUCAACCUCCCUCUCAUGGGGGAUGUGGGACCUGGAAAGGCCCCGGAAGCUGGCAAGAAUGCCAAGGUGGAAGCCAUAUCUGAGGACAGGGGCAUUAGGGAUGUGGUAUGUGGGGCGAACCAGCAGCAGUUGGCAUUUGAUGAGGUUGGGAAAACAGGUUUGGGGGCACCAGAGGGGAAUGAGAAAGAGGGGAGCAGAGAGGAUGGAGGGAUGGAAAGGGAGGAGGGGAAUGAGGCAGUGCUGGUGCCCGUACCGCUUGUGGCGUCUGAUUCUCUGUAUCUUGUGCAGAAGGAAGGGCAGGGGAAACUGGGAGAGUGGGAGGAUGGUGAAGUGGAAGGAGGAGAACCGCAGGAAGGGAGCGAGGCUGGAAAAGAGGGGCAGAGAGAGGAAGAGGUUGAUAUACGGAUACAGGAGCUGGCCAGUAUGGGAUGGAAGGCUGUUCCAUUUCUGCGGACCAAUGGCAACGCCAUGAUGCAGUUACCUCCUGGAAGUGAUGACGCACCAUUACUGGAGGCAGAGUCCGAGUGGGUGGUGUUAAUACCUAGUCCAGGUUCAACCUCAGGGCAAGAGGGCGAGGAUAGGACCAGCCUUGAUCGUAUAGCUGCUCCGUUUGAUUUGCCUCAAGGACUCGUGAGAAGCUCAGGAGACGCAGACACAGCCUCGCUGGAGGACGAUUUCGGCCUUGCGAAUCCGCCUGCUGGGUCGGCUGAAGCAAGUGAUGAGCGGAGGGAGGUCGCUGAGGGUGGUGGUCAAGCAGCAGGGCAACAGAAGAAACGAAAGAGACAGUCCGCUGCGGGUCUGGGAGCAGGAGCCGUUGCUCUCCCCGGUAGGCAUCUCUACCAUCUGCCUGCAACUUCCUGCAAUGCUGUGCUGGUGUUAGUUGAUGCGUGA